This is a messenger RNA of Durotheca rogersii, 1282 nucleotides long. RefSeq lists its product as uncharacterized. The transcript is spliced from 4 exons. The coding region runs from base 1 to 1128 and encodes 375 amino acids. The record is from RefSeq and is a predicted model, not a curated record. NCBI's taxonomy places the organism in Eukaryota, Fungi, Ascomycota, Sordariomycetes, Xylariales, Xylariaceae.
AUGGCGCUCCAUCAGCACCAAGCCUCCCUCGAGAGUAUCCUUGAUUUUUCUGGUCCGCUUUCGCUAUCCAGCGACCAGCGCAAUCGUGCUUCCCGGAGGUUCUACCAGAUAGUCAACCACUUUGACGUUGACGCGGAGAUAGAACCGAGCAGGGGUGCUUCAUACAAUCGACCUCGACUUAUCCGACUUACCUACGAGUAUGCGCUCUCAGAAGACUCUCGAGACUUGUUGUUGCAGGCAUUUUUUCGAUCUAUACGACUAGAUUUCGACGAUGAAGGAGAUGUCAUUUUUGGAGACGGAGAGGAAGAGUUACGACAAGAUAUGAUCGGCUUUGCCGAGUAUCUGAUGGAUAAUUUCUUCUUACCUCUCAAGGCUGCGGCGAACCAGACCCCCCAGCCAUCACCAGCUUGCCACUCGGCCGUUCUGAUGGUUCAGGGAAGUUGCCAAGACUAUACGACCACACCAACUCGUAUCGCCGCUUUACGAGGCACGACGCUCGUCCGCGAUCUCCAUAGAUGUGUAAUAUCGCACGCUUUUGAUGCUGAAGAGGGGGAAAAACGCAUGCGUUCUGAGGGUGUGGCCAAUGCUAAAGAUGACGAUGGCAAUUUACUCUCUGGCCCAUAUGCUUACCUCGAGGUCGCGCACAUUAUACCACACUCGUUAAUGCGACCGCAAGAAGACUACGAAUCUCGCCAGGCUGCUCUUGCUAUCCUUAAUAUGUUCGACAUUGGCGUCGCUCGGCUGAUCGAAGGCACUCUACGGGUGGAGUACCACCGCCGAUUUGGUACAUUUAAGACAUUCUUCACCCAGAUCGCCGACCGAGAGCCGCAUACAUAUAGGAUUGAGUCAUUUGAACUCACUCCCGUUAAUGAGAUACUAUCGUUGCCUGUCAUCCGCACCCUCCGUCUCAGCCCCGACCGUAACAUUGACCCUCCCUCCAGUAGGCUUCUCGCAGUACACAGAGCGAUUGCGCAUAUUCUGCAGCUCUCUGGUGCUGGGGAAUAUAUUGACAGGUUCCUGUCCGAUAUGGAUGAUGGGUAUGUGCGAAGCGAUGGAUCCACACAGCUGGAUAGGUUUGUGAGGCUGCGUCUCGGGGACACGAGCAACAGUGGGGUUGGUGUCCACUGAGCUUAAGGGGGUCAUCAUAAUUAGUGUAGUAUUGUGUUAGGAACCACGGUUAGAGGAGUAACAAUAGGUACUAGCGGAAGAAGAGGGGUAGUACUAGUUAGAGUACUAACCUUACGGAAUAUUAUUCUUUCCCCUUUUCCUCUCUUAUUACAUA